Molecule: messenger RNA, 3912 nt
Organism: Macrobrachium nipponense
Lineage: Eukaryota; Metazoa; Arthropoda; Malacostraca; Decapoda; Palaemonidae
Gene: sax
Product: activin receptor type-1-like
Exons: 11
Coding region: 85-1932 (615 amino acids)
Biological process (GO): protein phosphorylation; cell surface receptor protein serine/threonine kinase signaling pathway; cellular response to growth factor stimulus
Cellular component (GO): BMP receptor complex; plasma membrane
Molecular function (GO): ATP binding; transmembrane receptor protein serine/threonine kinase activity
Source: RefSeq, a predicted model, not a curated record
GGCGCUCUGGGACAUUUUUGCGAGUGUUGUGGUCCUUGGUGUCAGCAGCACGGAACGGAUUCAACGGAACAUGGCAGUGCAACGAUGGCUGCCUGGUUCUCCCUAACCCUGUACGUGCUGUUGACAUCCAAGCUCAUAUGUGGCCGUCUUCCGGAAGGGUCUGAAAAUGGAGAAGAAACGAGCACCAACAAGAAAAGUGGUUGGGAAGGUCAUCUAGAUUCAUCCGAUGAGAACAAAAGAAAGAAUGUGAUAAAUGAUCAGAUGGGUGUAUUGGGGUCAAGUAGAAGCAAUGAAUUCCCCAAGCAGAGCCAGAAUUUAAAUUUUUCAAAGGAAUUUGAUCAUGAUGCAGAUGAUGAAAUUUUAGAAGCACUGCAAAAUGCACCAACAGAAGAUCAUAUCAUCUCUGAAAGUCCAGAUGGCAAACUUAUAGAAAAUCCUGUGCCUCCCACAUUCAAUGAGAGCAUGGAUAAAAUAUCAUGCAUUAAAUGCAGGACACCUUACUGUAAUGAUGUUACAGAAUGCCAUAAUGCACUCAGGUGCUGGAAAGCUCGAAAUCGCCAAGAAGAUGGUACGGAAUUAAUGUCAAGAGGGUGUAUUAACCAGCCAGAUCAAGUUGCUAUGUUAUGUGGAAUCAAAGAACAGUUGGACAAACCUUUUAAGCUUGAGUGUUGUCAGAAGAACUAUUGCAAUAAUGGCAGUUUUCCAGUUUUGCCACCAGAACCAAAUUCUUAUCCUGAAGGCUUCCAGCUCUUCUUUGUACAUGUUCUACCUGUACUUAUAGUGAUAUUUAUUGCUGUGAUUGUGGUUCUCUUUUUACGACGUGCUCACCAACGUCGAAUGCGGGAGUUUGCAGCUGCUGCUGCAUCUACUUAUCCUCAGUCUCAUGGCAUGUAUAGAGAUGACCUGCGAGUGACUACACCUGGAGAUUCAACUCUUUUGGAAAUAUUUAAUGACAACAUGACAUCUGGAAGUGGAUCUGGACUACCUCUCCUAAUUCAGCGUACAUUAGCAAAGCAGAUUCAUCUGGCAAAUGUUAUUGGAAAGGGUCGCUAUGGUGAAGUUUGGUGUGGUAUUUGGCAAGGAGAAACUGUUGCAGUCAAAAUCUUUUUCUCACGUGAUGAGGCUUCAUGGGAAAGAGAGACAGAAAUAUAUAGCACUGUUCUACUUCGGCAUGAAAACAUUUUGGGCUUCUAUGGGUCUGAUAUGACAUCACGUGGGUCCUGUACACAGUUGUGGCUGGUCACCCACUACCAUCCACGAGGAUCAUUGUACGACUACCUUAAUAACCAUACUCUUGAUCAUUCAGCUCUGAUGUUAAUCGCACUAUCGACAGUUAAUGGGCUACUCCAUUUACACACAGAAAUAUUUGGAACACAAGGGAAACCUGCCAUAGCUCACAGGGAUAUAAAAUCAAAGAAUAUUCUUGUAAAGACAAAUGGUGCAUGUGUAAUAGCAGAUUUUGGUUUAGCUGUAAUGCACACGCAAACAACUGGAGAGAUUAAUCUUGGAAAUAACCCAAGAGUUGGAACCAAACGUUAUAUGAGUCCAGAGGUUCUCAAUGAAACAAUCAACAUGAGUGUGUUUGAAUCCUUCAGGAAAGUUGAUAUAUAUGCUUUAGGACUAGUUUUGUGGGAAGUAUGUCGACGGUGCGUAUCAAAUGGUAUAUGGGAUGAAUACAAGCCUCCAUUUUAUGAUGCUGUUCCCCAUGAUCCUAGUUUUGAUGAUAUGAAGAAAGUUGUGUGUAUAGACCAGUACCGUCCAACAAUUCCAAACAGAUGGACAAGUGACCCGGUGCUGGCAGGAAUGUCAAAAAUAAUCCGGGAGUGCUGGCAUCAGAAUGCAAGUGUACGUCUCACAGUCUUAAGAGUGAAAAAGUCUCUUGUGAAAUUAGCCCAAGAGGAAACCAAGGUCAAGCUGGAUUUUGACUUUUGACCAAGAAAUUUAUGUCAAGUACAAAGAGAUUUAUUUUGUAAUUACAUAUUUUAUAUGUAAUGUUGCCACUACUACUACUGUUUAUGUUAGUGCAAGGACUUGAGGGAGUGUUCGUGUUGAGAUAAUAAGAUUUGUUUUGUAUAUAGAUGCUGAGCAUUGAACUCUUGUGUGUGAUACAGGGUGUAGUCUUGUAAUACUUCGUUUGUGAUGUCCAAGAGUUUAUUUCUGUGGCCUUCUUACAAUAAAGUAGAGAUUUGUUUAUAUGGCAGCAAAAUGCAAUUAUUUUCUUUUUAAAAAACUGGUUCUCUUUAACUGCUUGUGUAAUACUGUCCCUUACACAAGUUCCAUAAGUUAAACAAAUAAUAAUUAAAUAAAAAUGGUACUGUGCAAUGUACAUAAUAAUUAUGUAAGCAUGCACUACUGCAUUGUUGUUGCAGUAUAGCAGUAUUAAUGCACUCCAGCUUUAUUAAAAAGUUCUCAUGCAAAGCUAUGGCAAUCUUUAGUAUAUGGAAAUUUAUAUUUUGGGAUUAAUUCUUUUACUAGGAUUGCUGUAAAUGUGUUUUGAUAAAUCUUGGCAGUAUAUUCAGUCAUUGUAAUAUGUGAAACCCUGUACCAUUAGUAUGGUCAAAUACAGCAUUACUUUUGAUUUUCACAUAUGCUACUGUGUGCUGUCUAGUAUGUGGUGCAGUCUGAUCUCAUAAGAUGGUUUAAUUUGAUAUUAAGAGUAUGUUAACAGGAUCAUUUAACAGUAAUCCAGAAGAAUUUUAUCCAUAGUAUAUUUUUGUACCAAAGUACUCUACAGUAUAUUGCAGUGUACAAUGUGAAGUUUGCACUGUGCAUUUAAAAAUGCUUUACUGUAUUGCCUUUGAAGGAUGGGUUUUCCUCAUUCUUCUUCUCGUUUUUUACUUAAUUUUUGAUACAGCCGAAGGUAUCAAAAGUGCUUUUUCUUACUUGAUAUUUUUUUGUGCAGUGAAGGAUUUUAAAUUUGGUCAUGCUAUUAUUGCAUGAAACAGUAAAACAAUAGAAAAAUAGAUUUUUAGUAACUAUGAUACGUAUAGGGGAAAUAAUACAGUAAUAAUAAAUGUAGCGCCCCUAAACUUGUCCAUGGUGUUUGGAAAGUAUAGACAUCGUGUUUUCACUGUUUAUAUUGAGUUCAAUGGACUGUUUAGAUAUUCACCAGUACUUAAUCUACUUUUGGUUUACAUUGUAAUUUCUGUUGCUCAUGUUCUUUUAAAGAACACUAUGAAGUAUUUGCUUUAAAAAUAAUGUGUGAAUCUCACUGCUUUUAGCCGCUGGGUUUAGACAUAACUGCUGUCUUCAUGUGUUCAGCCAAUUUUAAUAUUGAUGUGGUCUUUCAAAGUACACUUAGUUUUGUUGAUCACAGUUGAAGGGUUACUAUAAACCUGUAUUAAAAAUACAUAAUGAAUUCUGGAAUUGUUAACUCUGUCAUUCAUAAAUAUCCCAUGGUGUUUAAAAGAUAUUUAUGCAAUGUGAAAGAUGUGUAUUUUGUCUAUACAUAUUGAUAUAUGAAUUAUCAUUUGUACUACUGUACGGAGAUAAUCAUAAAACUUAAUUUUGUAAGAGGUGUUUUAUUUUUAUUAUAUAUAUAUAAAAAUGCCAUUGAAUAAAUUUUGUGAUUUGCUGUCAUUUUAAUUGGUUAUUGUGAACUAAUUUUUUGUUAUUACAAUUGAAAUUUAUUAAUUAUUGUGAAGUAAUUUUUUUGUUAUUACAAUUGAAAUUUAUUAAUUACUUUAACAGCUUAGACUAUUAAUUGACAGCUUUCUCACAUAAAUGUUGAUAAUGUUUUUUGUACAACUGUCUUAUGCUUUUCAUUGCAGAGAAUGUUACUUUAAUCCACCUAUCAUCUAUAAGUUUUUAGUAUACCCUUACACAUGUCUGGCUGCCUAUCCUAUAUCUGUCAUAUCAGUCUCAAUUUUUGUUAAUCUUUUGUUAGUUUAAUUAGAACUCAAUAUAUCAUAA